AUCCAUUUCAUUCAUUCAUUCAUUUUGUGCAUAUACCAUAACACCGCUGUUUUAAUUGUGAAAAAAAAAUUAGUGUUACCUGUUGUUCAUUUCGAACGAUAUAUGAAUUAUUAUUAUAUUUUAUGACACAAACGACGCCCAUACAAAUGCUUUUUUUAUAUUAUUACUAUCAAUACUUUGAAUUCAUUCAAUCACUUAUUCAUUUUUUUUUGCCAUGGUAAUGAGUUGUUAGCAGACUGUGUUUAUGUGUCAGUCAAAUUUUUUUUUCUUGGUAUAGAAAAUUUUUUCGAAAUUGUUUGAGAUUUUGUAUCCGAUCAACUUUUUUUUGUUUUUGUUUGAUUACACAAACAAGAUUCUGAUCUCUUAUACAUCGUUACCAUCAUUACCACCACCAUCAUCAUUAUCAUCAUUAUACACAUACGAAUUAUUCGAAUCUAUGACUACGUGUUUUGUUCAUUCAGGCAUUUCAUUUGACACGAAUCGAAUCAGAUUGUGAUUUUAAUUUUGUCAUAAUUCAAAUCGAAUCAAAAUUGGCAAUCUAAUUUCUAAAAAGAGAAGCUUCAAUCAACUUUAUUAAAUGCCAUCAUUUUUAUUGGACAAUCACUCUCAUUUGAUAUAUAUCGUUUGAAUACGCCCAAAUUGCUGAUUGUGCCUUACACACAAACACACACACACACAUUCAUAGUUUUGUUGCUGUUUGUUUUUUCUCUUGUUGAUUUUAUCAUUAUCAUUUCCUGUCCUCGUUUUCGUUGUUUUUUAUUCAAAAAAAAAAAAAUAUUUGGCGCGUCCAUUUACCAUUUGGCUUCAAGAACGCCAUUUAUCUGUAUAUGUGUGUGACAAGAUGAUUUUCUUAAGAAAUUUCAUUAAAUCAUUACUUCGACGUAAACGUAUCGAUUCAUCGCAAAUAAGUAAUACAAGAUUAGACCGAUGUUUGACCACAUUGGAUCUUUCCGCUUUGGGAAUCGGUAGUACACUUGGUCUUGGAAUCUAUGUGUUGGCCGGCGAUGUUGCUAGCCGAACAUCUGGUCCAGCUGUUACUAUUUCAUUUUUUAUUGCUGCAAUUGCCUCAGUUUUUGCCGGUCUUUGUUAUGCAGAAUUCGGUGCUAGAGUUCCCAAAGCUGGUUCUGCAUAUGUUUAUUCGUAUGUGACUGUCGGCGAAUUUAUGGCAUUCGUUAUUGGCUGGAAUUUGGUUCUCGAAUAUGUGAUCGGAACGGCUUCUGUGGCUCGAGGUUACAGCAAUUAUGUCGAUUCAUUGGUAAAUGGUACUGUACAGGCCAAUCUCCGUUAUUAUAUGCCGAUCGAUGUUCCAGGACUUUCAGCAUAUCCGGAUUUUUUGGCAUUUUUGAUCACAUUCUCAUUGACAAUUAUGCUUGUUAUUGGUGUAAAAGAAUCAACACGUUUCAAUUCUGUUUUCACUGGCAUCAAUCUAUUGGUUGUCUUGUUUGUCGUCAUCGCUGGUUCUUUUCAUAUCGAUUUUCAUAACUGGAAUCUAUCAAAAGAUGAAGUCCCGGAAAAUGCUGGCAAAGGUGGAUUUAUGCCUUAUGGAUUUUCUGGUAUGAUGUCCGGAGCUGCCACCUGUUUUUAUGCAUUUAUUGGAUUUGACGUAAUUGCCACAACUGGUGAAGAAGCCAAAAAUCCUCAACGUUCCAUUCCAAUAAGCAUUGUUUUGUCAUUGUUAUUCGUCUUUUUGGCUUAUUUUGGCAUUUCGGCCGUACAAACUUUGAUGUUACCUUAUUAUCUUCAAACUGAAGAGAUAACCAAAGGCGCACCAUUACCAUAUGUUUUUGAAUAUGUAGGAUGGCCAGUAGCUAAAUGGAUCAUUUCGAUUGGAGCAUUGACAGGUCUUUCAACAAGUUUACUUGGUGCAAUGUUUCCAUUACCACGAGUUCUUUAUUCGAUGGCCAGUGAUGGCGUAAUAUUCCGAUCAUUUGCCGAUAUUAAUCCACGAACUAAAACACCUAUUUUAGCCACACUUAUUUCCGGAAUAUUUGCUGGAGCGAUGGCAGCUUUAUUCGAUGUUAAAGAACUAGCCGAUAUGAUGUCCAUUGGUACAUUGUUAGCAUACACAUUGGUCUCAAUAUCUGUAUUGAUCUUACGAUUUAGUCAUGAAAUCGAUAAUAUCGAUGAUGAUAUCAAUCGAAAUAUAACAGUCGAAAUGAAACCAUUACGAUCAAAAUAUCAAAAUUCAGAUGAAAAAUUUGACAAUCGAUCAUGGUGUGCUAAAUUAUUCAAUACAGAUCGAAUGAAAGAAGCUAGCGCUCAAACAUCACGAAUAUCAACUAAUUUAGUCAUGUUCAUAACAACUGUAUUAAUCAUAUUUGAUGCAUUGUUGGUAUACCUGGAAGAUCGUCUGGUCGAAUUGGAAACAAAUUCAUUUAUAAUUAUAUUGGCCAUAUUCAUUGUGCUUGUAUUUUCAAUUAUUUCAUUGGCCAUGCAACCAAGAUCGACAAAAAAACUUUCUUUCCAGGUUCCAUGGGUUCCAUUGAUACCGAUAUUGAGUAUGUUUGUUAAUUUUUAUCUUAUGUUCAAAUUGUCAACAACAACAUGGAUUCGAUUUGCAAUUUGGAUGGCCAUAGGAUUAUCUAUCUAUUUUUUCUAUGGUAUAUGGCACAGUAAUGAACGAUCCAGACGUUAUGAAGCUCGACAGAAUUCAGCGAAUUAAAUCCAUUCAAACACAAGUUCAAGUCAUCCACCGAAAGAAGAUUAAAUAAAGAAAAAAUUAAUUAAUUAAUUAAUCAACCAAAAAAAAAACAAAUGAAAUUUAUCCAAAAAAAAAUUUGAUCAAUUCUAUGAAAUGUUGUUCUUUAUGAUUGUCAAACAAAUUUUAUAAUUCAUUUUUUAUCUAUCAAAGAAUUAAUGAAUUUUUCAAAAACAAAAAACAAAACUGAUGACUUAGGUCAAUAUAGAAUUUCAUUUAAUGAACAUCAGAGGUCAUCAGUGUGGUAUUAUUUUUGAUUUGGAAAAAAAUAAGGUAAACCAAGCUAAAGAAAUAUUGACACUAAUGUUGGAACCACCAUAUAUAUAUAAAUAAAAAUUUGCAAACUGAAAAAA
Molecule: messenger RNA, 3051 nt
Organism: Dermatophagoides farinae (American house dust mite)
Lineage: Eukaryota; Metazoa; Arthropoda; Arachnida; Sarcoptiformes; Pyroglyphidae
Product: cationic amino acid transporter 2
Biological process (GO): L-arginine import across plasma membrane; L-ornithine transmembrane transport
Cellular component (GO): plasma membrane
Molecular function (GO): L-lysine transmembrane transporter activity; L-arginine transmembrane transporter activity; L-ornithine transmembrane transporter activity
Source: RefSeq, a predicted model, not a curated record